CCGGGAGAAGACUUAGCCCCGCCCCCGCCCUGCGCCUGCGCACUCGCGUUCCCGCGGCCCGGGCUCCCGGCGCCUGCGCACGCGCGUCAGGUAUAGACGGGUUGGGAGAUGAGUGACUCAGAUGAUGACACCCCCCGACUUUCUGCCUACACCUUAGCAGCUCUCCAGGAAUUCUUUGCUGAGCAGAAGCAACACACAGAGCCAAGUGGGGAUAGCAAAUAUAAUGUUGGAAUAAUAGAAGAAAACUGGCAGCUGAGCCAGUUUUGGUACAGUCGGGAAACAGCCCUGCGACUUGCACAGGAAGCACUCAGCGCGGCAGGGGCCAGUGGCAGAAUAGCGUGUGUGAGCGCGCCCAGCGUCUACCAGGCCCUCAGAGAGCUGCGCAGAGACGACAUCUCCGUCUCCAUCUUUGAAUAUGACAGAAGAUUCGCUGUGUACGGGGAGGAAUUUGUCUUCUAUGAUUACAACCGUCCACUGGAUUUACCUGAGAGCAUCACGGCGCAGAGUUUUGACAUCGUAAUAGCAGACCCUCCGUAUCUUUCCGAGGAAUGUCUGGGAAAGACUUCAGAAACCAUCAAGUACCUGACCCGGGGCAAGAUUCUUUUGUGCACAGGGGCCGUCAUGGAGGCGCCGGCGGCGCGGCUCCUGGGCGUGAGGACGUGCGCCUUCAUCCCAGAGCACACCCGAAGCCUGGCAAACGAGUUUCGCUGUUACGUGAACUACGAUUCUGGGCUGGACCGCGGAACCGAAAUCCAGACCGUAGCAGCACAGUACAGGGCCCCGUGACCUUUCCAUCACCCUCUUUUUAUUUUCUUUUGAUUGAAAAUUUAUAAUCUUCCCUCGCAUCCUCCUCCAAACCGCGGCCAUCUGGCUUCAUUUUCAGAAUAAAAGGUACAGCUUAUUGUGUCUUU
Molecule: messenger RNA, 911 nt
Organism: Chinchilla lanigera (long-tailed chinchilla)
Lineage: Eukaryota; Metazoa; Chordata; Mammalia; Rodentia; Chinchillidae
Gene: Eef1akmt1
Product: N-6 adenine-specific DNA methyltransferase 2 (putative)
Exons: 5
Coding region: 109-786 (225 amino acids)
Biological process (GO): methylation
Molecular function (GO): protein-lysine N-methyltransferase activity; nucleic acid binding
Source: RefSeq, a predicted model, not a curated record